This is a messenger RNA of Drosophila kikkawai, 2241 nucleotides long. RefSeq names its product RNA-binding protein 45. The record is from RefSeq and is a predicted model, not a curated record. Gene Ontology annotation, molecular function: RNA binding. Lineage: Eukaryota; Metazoa; Arthropoda; Insecta; Diptera; Drosophilidae.
ACGUCCCUACUGUUUUUAUGUAUACGUUGGCGUCAAACGAAAAAAGUAAUUUUGCAAAAAAGAAGUGCUAAAGUGCUGAAAAUUGGCAACCGCAAACAUAGAGAAGAUAAGCAGAAAAACCAUGUCAGACUAUCGCUCCCAAUCUCGAGGCGGCGGACGUGGCCAAGAGUACUCCAACGAUGACGAUCCGCCGAUGUCCCGCCUGUUCAUCAUUUGCAACAAAGGCCACACAGAAGAGGAUUUCCGCGAGGCAUUCUCGCCAUACGGCGAAAUUGAGGACAUCUGGGUGGUAAAGGACAAACACACCCAGGAAAACAAGGGCAUUGCCUACGUCAAGUUCUCCAAGACAUCCGAUGCGGCCAAAGCCCAGGAAGAGAUGAACGGCAAGACAAUUGGCAAGAUGGACCGUACGCUCAAGGUUCUGGUGGCAGCAAAUCGCAACCAGGGCUCGAAUAAGUCUGAAAACGAGCAAGAGAAGUACGUGAGACUGUUCAUUGUGAUUCCCAAGACGGCCACCGAGGACGAUAUACGCGACGAAUUUGCCCAGUGGGGUGAGGUGGAAUCGGUGACCAUUGUCAAGGAGAAGAACAACGGCAACCCCAAGGGCUUUGGCUAUGUGCGCUUCACCAAAUUCUAUUAUGCCGCUGUGGCCUUUGAGAGCUGCUCGGCCAAGUACAAGGCUGUGUUCGCCGAGCCCAAAGGCUCUACGCGGACGCAACGCGAUCAAUACGGUCGUCCUGCUGAUGACAAUCCCCUGUACAGCGGAUCUGGACGCGGCGGUAGCUCUAGCUUUAAUGGCGGCGCCGGCAGUGGUGGAGGUGGCGGCAGCGGCGGCAACAGCUUCAACAACGACUGGAAUGUAUCGGUCAACAAUGACAUGUCGGCCUUUUUGCGCAUGCAGAAUGUGCCGGUGGCCCAGCCAUCGUGUCUUGAGGUGACCGUGAGCAAUUGCGUUAACCAGGACCAGCUGUGGCGCCUUUUCGACAUCAUUCCCGGCCUCGACUACUGCCAAAUUAUGCGCGAACAUGGUCCCCGCACCAAUGAGGCUCUUGUGGUCUACGAUAAUCCCGAGGCAGCGAUAUAUGCCAAGGACAAACUUCAUGGACUGGAAUAUCCCAUGGGCGAGCGCAUUAUUGUUAAAGUCAAUGGCAUGAGCUCGGCUAGAAUGGACACCUCCUUUAUAGACAAGCGCACCAAAAAGGAUGCCAUCUGCAAUGUGCCUUUGCCACCCACACAGCCUCUUGCCUCGCCCGAUGAACAGGUUGCUCAGCGACUGUUUAUUGUUCUCUCAGCUAAUUUGCCACACUCGAUUUUGAAGAAUAUAUUCUCCUGCUGGAGGGGCCUCAUUGAUGUCUACCUGCUGCCCAACAAGAACUGCGGUUAUGUCAAGUACUCGGACAGCGAGAGCGCCCAAGAAGCCAUACAUGUGCUCAAUGGAGCCGAGAUUUGUGGCACUAAAAUAAAGGUAAUGGAGGCUGAGGAGCGCAGUGGCUCCGAUGGCGACGACGGAGGACGCAAGCGGCUAAGGCGGAACUGAGUGACCCACUGACAACAACAACAAAGAACUAACAGAGAACGCUAAGUACGAGUACGAAACUAACUUGAGAGAACAAAAACAGUCCAAUAAAAACAGUUCAACUGACCGCAACAGCAACUAAAAACCAAACAACAACAAAAACAACCACCCAAAAAAAAAAAACACUCUAAACGGAAUGCCACAAAAAACUUCGCUGACAUUGGACGAAGCCGGAGAACGAAGAACGCAACGGAGACAGGAGACCGGAAACGGAGACCGGUGACCAGCGACCAGCGACCGGAGAACAUUUAGCCCCGUAACCGUACUCGUACCAUUGACUUACUCAAGUGGGCUCGUAGCCAGACCCCUCUUAAUGACCUUUAAACGAAGCCAACGAAACCGCAAUGCUUGCUCUAUGACGUACUCAUAUUUAUAGCAAAAACCGAUGAUAUAUAGAGGAGACUUUACUGUGUUUACCCACUAUUAUUAUUAUUAUUUACUAACGUAUUCCGACAAGAUCCAGCUAAGCAAUGAAUUUUAUGUGUAAUGAGUGUCUCAAGAAUAACCUCACGAACUAGCCGUGCAUACAUUAAAAAAACAUAUAUUUUUACAUAUAUGGAAAAUAAUAUUUAAAUGAUAAUUUACCUUGUAAGCUCUGAAAUUCAUAUAUACAUAUAUAUAUACAUAAAAAUAAAUGGUUGAAAGCCCAAAUAUAUGAAUGGAAA